This is a messenger RNA of Orycteropus afer afer, 954 nucleotides long. It is a transcript of the gene VRK1, whose product is annotated as VRK serine/threonine kinase 1. Gene Ontology annotation, biological process: signal transduction; peptidyl-serine phosphorylation. NCBI's taxonomy places the organism in Eukaryota, Metazoa, Chordata, Mammalia, Tubulidentata, Orycteropodidae. The transcript has 11 exons. The coding region runs from base 1 to 954 and encodes 317 amino acids. The record is from RefSeq and is a predicted model, not a curated record. Gene Ontology annotation, cellular component: nucleus; cytoplasm. Gene Ontology annotation, molecular function: protein serine/threonine kinase activity; ATP binding.
AUGCCUCGUGGAAAAGCAGCCCAAGCUGCGAAACCGGGUCCAGCAAAAAGGCGACUCGCGGAGCAGUUUGCAGCUGGGGAGAUCGUAACGGACAUGGCAAAGAAGGAGUGGAAGCUGGGACCACCGGUUGGCCAGGGCGGCUUUGGUUGUAUUUAUCUGGCAAACCAAAAACCAAACCAAACCAAACCCAUUGCUGGUGACGAACCCUGUUGGGUUUCCAAGGUGGAACCCAGUGACAAUGGACCUCUUUUUACUGAACUAAAGUUCUACCAGCGAGCUGCUAAACCUGAGCAAAUACAGAAAUGGAUUCGUACCCAUAAACUGAAGUACCUGGGUGUUCCUAAGUAUUGGGGGUCUGGUCUACAUGAUAAAAAUGGAAAAAGUUACAGGUUCAUGGUAAUGGAUCGUUUUGGAAGUGACCUUCAGAAAAUAUAUGAAGCAAAUGCCAAAAGGUUUUCUCGGAAAACUGUCUUGCAGCUCAGCUUAAGAAUCCUGGAUGUUCUGGAAUAUAUCCACGAGCAUGAGUACGUGCACGGCGACAUCAAGGCCUCCAACCUCCUCCUGAGCUGCAAGAAUCCGGACCAGGUGUACUUGGUAGAUUAUGGCCUUGCCUAUCGAUACUGUCCAGAAGGAGUCCAUAAAGAAUACAAAGAAGACCCCAAAAGAUGCCAUGAUGGUACUGUUGAGUUUACCAGCAUUGAUGCGCACAAUGGUGUGGCCCCAUCAAGACGUGGUGACUUGGAAAUCCUUGGUUACUGCAUGAUCCAGUGGCUCAGUGGCUAUCUUCCUUGGGAGGAUAAUUUGAAAGAUCCUAACUAUGUCAGAGAUUCCAAAAUUAGAUACAGAGAAAAUAUUGCAAGUUUGAUGGACAGAUGUUUUCCUGAGAAGAACAAGCCAGGGACCCAGUAUGUGUUCCACAAACCUGAAGGAUCUGCUCGACUGGAGGUCGCCUGA